Acytostelium subglobosum LB1 is the source of this 1551-nucleotide messenger RNA. RefSeq lists its product as hypothetical. Gene Ontology annotation, cellular component: ribonucleoprotein complex; cytosol. The record is from RefSeq and is a predicted model, not a curated record. Gene Ontology annotation, molecular function: mRNA binding. Lineage: Eukaryota; Evosea; Eumycetozoa; Acytosteliales; Acytosteliaceae. The transcript is spliced from 3 exons. The coding region runs from base 1 to 1551 and encodes 516 amino acids.
AUGGACAAGGACAAAGCUACUCAAAUCGCUGCCAUCUUCUUGGUUCGAUACUACACGGUGCUCUCCAAGAGCCCUGAGAACCUCAAGAACUUCUAUCAUGAUCGUUCAUCCUUCACUCGCAGAUCAAUUGGAAACGACAAGUCGCAAUCAGUUGUUGGUAUUGAUAACAUUCACAACUAUGUGAUGGAACAAGGUUUGCUCGGCAGUCAGGUGUCAAUCAAGACGAUUGAUUGUCAACAAUCAUUGAAUGAUGGUUUGUUCAUCUCGUGCACUGGAAUCCUUCAAAAGGAUGGAGAACAAAGCAACAUCUUCCAUUCAUUCUUCUUGGAGAAAUCACAACCAAGCGAGAGCUCAAAGAAUGGUGAGAGCUUCUACGUCUUGAACGACAUCUUGGUCACUGGCGAGAAGGAGGAGCUUACCCUCACCUCUGAGAACUCUCCAGACGAAGCCACAGAGGAUCAUAUUGGUGAAGCAGAGGAGAUCACAAACCAGAUCACCACUGAGGAACCAAACGGCGAUCAUAUUCAUCAUGUUGAGCAGGAGACAACCUCAACAUCCAAUGAUGUUGUUGUUGUUGCCGCUACUGCAGCAGUCGUAGCGACACCAAAUGGCAACGCAGUCGCAACUGAAGUGGUCAUUGCUGAGCAAACUCAACAGCAGCAGCAUCAUGUGGAGGACAACAAACCAAUCACAAGCAGCGAGACAACAGCUCCUUCAGUGGCAGCUGUCCCAACUACCACUGCUCCCAAUGGUGUGUCCAAGCCUGUCCCUGCAGCCACCACCGCAACCACCUCCACUGCCCCUUCAACCCAACCGGCCACACCAGCCGCACCAAAGUCUUGGGCGGCACUUCUCGCCUCCAACAACAAUAAGCAGCCAGCCGUUGCCAUUCAAUCGACACAGAAUGCAACUACACAGACACAACAACAUCAACAACCACAGCCACAACAGAGCAACAACGCCACCACUUCCACCACCUCCACAACCUCUGCCACACCAGCAAUCAAUCCCAAGGACAGCCACAAGGAGGGCUGUACCAUCUAUGUCAACUACGCCUCCGUCGUCAAACAACCACUGGAGGUGCCACAGCUUCGUAUGGUCUUUGGCCAGUACGGCACGAUCACUCAUCUCCGUGUGCUGCCAACCUACGCCUUUGUCGAGUAUGCCCUGCCCGAUCACGUGCAGAACGUGCUCGCGCACAUUAAGAACGGUGGCGUUUUGGCCAUCAACGAAAAUCCACUCAAGGUUGAGGAGAAGCGCGCCAACAUGGCAGGCGGCAAGCAGUUCAAACACAAGAAGGACAAGCCGCUUGACAACAAGGCAGCAUCGCCAGACAACAGCAAGCCACAAUCAUCACCUCAAACAUCGGCCACGUCAACAGCAGCCGCUGACAACAAACCAAAGCACAAGUCCCAACCAGCAGCGGGAUCUUCAUCAUCAUCGUCGUCCUCAUCGUCCACACAGCAGCAGCCAAGAGGUGGCCCAAGGUCGUCCGAUGGAAAACCAGCAGCAUCAUCAGCAGGAGGAGCUCCAAAGAGACAAGCCAAAUAA